UUUCCACGCGGUUCUUAAUGAGUCUUAAUUGGGCUCCGCCGCGGUCUCGGAGCGAUGGAAGUUACUGUGCGCGUGCCGAUGUUCCGUUAUUUAAUCUGAAACGAUGUUGACAUUUUAUUUUUUAGUGAGACCAGUAUCCUUUGGGCGGGCGGGGGCUGUUGAAGAUGAGGCACAAGUUGGCGCGAGUUGAAGAUUUCUGCUACUGCUUAGACUUACUGGGAAAUCCUAGUGAGACGAAGGGGAGCUCUUGGAAGAAAGUUUUUGAUGUGUGUAGAGGCUGUGCGUCUGGCCAGCGACCUUGAAUGACAGACUCACCAGGAAGAAAAAAAUGGUUGAAGCAGAUCGCCCAGGAAAGCUCUUUAUUGGUGGGCUUAAUACAGAAACAAAUGAGAAAGCCCUUGAAGCAGUAUUUGGGAAGUAUGGACGAAUCGUGGAAGUACUCUUGAUGAAAGACCGAGAAACCAAUAAAUCAAGAGGAUUUGCUUUUGUUACAUUUGAAAGUCCAGCAGAUGCUAAGGAUGCAGCUCGGGACAUGAAUGGAAAGUCCUUGGAUGGAAAAGCCAUCAAGGUGGAACAAGCCACCAAACCAUCGUUUGAAGGUGGUAGACGCGGCCCCCCUCCACCUCCAAGAAGCAGAGGCCCUCCCAGAGGUCUUAGAGGAGGAAGAGGAGGAAGUGGAGGAACUAGGGGACCUCCCUCACAUGGAGGGCACAUGGAUGAUGGUGGCUAUUCCAUGAAUUUUAACAUGAGUUCUUCCAGAGGACCCCUUCCAGUGAAAAGAGGACCACCACCCAGAAGUGGGGGUCCUCCUCCUAAAAGAUCGGCCCCUUCAGGACCAGUUCGCAGCAGCAGUGGAAUGGGAGGAAGAGCCCCUGUAUCACGUGGAAGAGAUAGUUACGGAGGCCCACCUCGAAGGGAACCCUUGCCCUCUCGUAGAGAUGUUUAUUUGUCUCCAAGAGACGAUGGAUAUUCUACUAAAGACAGCUAUUCAAGCAGAGAUUACCCAAGUUCUCGUGAUACAAGAGAUUAUGCCCCACCACCAAGAGAUUAUACUUACCGUGAUUAUGGUCAUUCCAGUUCACGUGAUGACUAUCCAUCAAGAGGCUAUAGUGAUAGAGAUGGCUAUGGUCGGGAUCGUGACUAUUCAGACCACCCGAGUGGAGGUUCCUACAGAGAUUCAUAUGAGAGUUAUGGUAACUCACGUAGUGCUCCACCUACACGAGGGCCCCCGCCAUCUUAUGGUGGAAGCAGUCGCUAUGAUGAUUACAGCAGCUCACGAGACGGAUAUGGUGGAAGUCGAGACAGUUACUCAAGCAGCCGAAGUGAUCUCUACUCAAGUGGUCGCGAUCGGGUUGGCAGACAAGAACGAGGGCUUCCCCCUUCUAUGGAAAGGGGGUACCCUCCUCCACGUGAUUCCUACAGCAGUUCAAGCCGCGGAGCACCAAGAGGUGGUGGCCGUGGAGGAAGCCGAUCUGAUAGAGGGGGAGGCAGAAGCAGAUACUAGAAACAAACAAAACUUUGGACCAAAAUGCCCAUUCAAAGAAACAAACAAAAAGUGGAAACUAUUCUGUCAUAACUACCCAAGGACUACUAAAAGGAAAAUUGUGUUACUUUUUAAAAAUUUCCUGUUAAGUCCCCUUCAUAAUUUUUAUGUUCUUGUGAGGAAAGAAAAGUAAAACAUGUUUAAGUUUGAUUUUAUGACUUGCUCUCAACAAGCAAAUGUUUAAGUGUGUAAGGGUUGACUUGUACUAGUGUUGUAAUUUUCCAAGUAAAAGUCCCUAAAGGCCACUUCCUUAAUUUUCCCAGUAAAUAAAGCAAGCAAUUAUAAGAUCUUCCACAAACAUCUAGCCAUCUAGAUGUACAUUGAUCUCCAUUGAGAGAUGAACCAUUCUGCCUGUACAGACAAGCUAGCUAUUAGAGGGUGGUCGGGUACACUUAGGAUUUCAGGAUAUCUUCCAACUGAAAUCUCCAUGUUCUCAGUAUGGAAAAGCCUGAGAUCAGAUACCUAUGUAAGGAAAGUGCUAUUCGCCCAGUAAACCCACAAAAGCAAAUGGAUAAUGCUGGCCAUAAUUUGCCUUUCUGACAUUUCCUUGGGAAUCUGCAAGAACCUCCCCUUCCCCUUCCCCCAGUAAGACCAUUUUAAGUGUGUGUUAAACAACUACAGAAUACUAAAUAAAAAGUUUGGCCAAAACCAACCAUGAAGCUGCAAACGAUGCUUGCUCUUACUGUUUCAAAUUUUUGCAACUCUGUAGUGUCUCACUUUUAAAGGAACAGCUUGAUUGCAAAGGAGAAAUAGAUAAGCAAUGAAGUUAUCUCCAACUUCCUAAAGGCUUAUGACUUCUAAAAAGUGAAUCUAUCAGCAUUCCACAUCAGAUUUAAAGCAUCAAAUGCCUGUGAAACAGCAAAGAUGGUAAGCAAAGCAAACUAGUUUUUCCGUCUAAGUCGAAAUUGAACAGUUACCUUCCUCAUAGUACAGUGAAACACUGUACCUCAUUGGCAAUGGAAAUGCCUCUAGAUUUAAAAAAAAAA
Messenger RNA from Heterocephalus glaber (naked mole-rat), 2529 nucleotides. It is a transcript of the gene Rbmx, whose product is annotated as RNA binding motif protein X-linked. The record is from RefSeq and is a predicted model, not a curated record. NCBI's taxonomy places the organism in Eukaryota, Metazoa, Chordata, Mammalia, Rodentia, Bathyergidae. Gene Ontology annotation, molecular function: RNA binding.